This is a messenger RNA of Pogona vitticeps (central bearded dragon), 3878 nucleotides long. RefSeq names its product opioid growth factor receptor like 1 (gene OGFRL1). The record is from RefSeq and is a predicted model, not a curated record. Gene Ontology annotation, cellular component: membrane. Gene Ontology annotation, molecular function: opioid growth factor receptor activity. NCBI's taxonomy places the organism in Eukaryota, Metazoa, Chordata, Lepidosauria, Squamata, Agamidae.
CUCCUCCUCCUCCUCCUCCUCCUCGCCCGUCCCCUGCCUCCCCCUCCCCGCGCGUGUUUGUGGGUUGGGGACUGAGCAAGGAGGGGCAAACGCCUCGGCUGCUGUCGCUUCUGCCCAGCUGCGCCUGCCUCUCCGCCGCGUUGCCUGUGUGGCCUCGCCGCACGGAGUCCCUGCCCCGGCAGCCUCGCUAGAGCAGGGCGACCGACCGACCGACCGCCGUCCCGCCUGCAGAGAGCUAGCUAGCCCGCCUGCCCGCCCUCCCCGCUCUCUGGGCGCCCCUUCUUUCCCAUCCUCGGGGCGAGGGGCAGCGGAGAGGCCGCCGCCGCCGCCGCCGCGGCGCCUUUUCCUCCAUGGGCAGCUUGCUGAGCGGGGUCAGCUUCAAGGAGCCCACCACGGUGGAGGACUGCGACUCCACCUGGGAGACGGACUCCGAGCCCGAGCUCCAGGUAGACCCUGGCGGGGAGGAAGAGGAGGAGGAAGGGGAAGGAGGAGGAGAAGGGCCACAGCUCGAGGAUGCAGGGGGCGGCGGCGGCGGCGAAGACGACGACGCAGACACCCCGGCUGAGGACGAGCAGAAGCCGCGAGAGGAACCGCUCCCUGCGGCAACCUGCCGGCCGGAAGAUGCGGAGCCCCGAGAAGGGGCUGCUGAAGGGGAGAAGGAGGCAGGGGACGAGCCGAUGGGAGAAGAGGCGGACCCCGAAGGGCCGGGCGCCGAAGAAGCCGAGGCCACCAGCACCGAGCAGGGCGAUGAUGCCAUUGAAGUGGCAACUAAGCCAAAGAGAAGUUUUUAUGCUGCAAGAGAUCUGUACAAAUAUCGGCACCAAUAUCCACAGAACUUUAAAGAUCUGAGAUACCAGAAUGACUUGUGCAACCUCCGCUUUUACAAGAAUAAAAUUCCUUUUAAACCUGAUGGUGUUUAUAUUGAAGAAGUCCUAAAUAAGUGGAAAGGAGACUAUGAAAAAUUGGAGCACAAUCACACUUAUAUACAGUGGCUUUUCCCACUCAGAGAACAAGGCUUGAAUUUCUAUGCAAAGGAAUUAACAACGUAUGAAAUUGAGGAAUUCAAAAAAACAAAGGAAGCAAUCAGAAGAUUCCUGUUGGCUUAUAAAAUGAUGUUAGAGUUUUUUGGAAUUAAAUUAACAGAUAAAAAUGGGAACGUAGCACGAGCUUCUAACUGGCAAGAAAGAUUCCAACACCUGAAUGAGUCCCAGCAUAACUACUUGAGAAUCACCCGUAUUCUGAAGAGUCUUGGUGAACUUGGAUAUGAGAGUUUCAAACCUCAUCUGGUAAAAUUUAUUCUUCACGAGGCUCUUGUAGAAGACACCAUCCCCAAUAUUAAGCAAAGCGCUUUGGAAUACUUUGUAUAUACCAUUAGAGACCGAAGAGAGAGGAGGAAACUUCUGCGAUUUGCCCAGCAGCACUACACACCCUCUGACCACUUUAUAUGGGGACCGCCAAGGAAACAAAAAACAGAGGGAAGCAGAUCAAGUAAGAAGCUGGCAUCACCAGUUUCUCUUCGCACCAGCUCUGCUUCUAAACAUAAAAAGGCAAGAGACUGCAAGAAUGUUUCCGCAGUUUGUAACUCAAGUGGUAAAGCAUCGGAUGAGAAAAGGGCAGAACAUGCUAAAAACGAUGAAGACUGUGAUCCGAGCAGGAAAUGCGCCAGCCCAGCAAUGGCUAAGCAGAGCCAUGGUGAAAGGAACAAUGAUGCUGAAUGUAACAGUCCCAAAGUGGAAGAACCUGUUCAUCCAUUGAACCAGAAAGAGAAUAAUUCUUGUUCCAAAAAACUUAAAGGCAAAAAUGAUGAACCUCUUAGCCAAGACUGUAAAAAUUCUGAAGCUGUAGAAAAAGAUUCCUGUGACAGUAAAAACGAUUCCACCAAUAUAUUGGGAAAUCUACAGGACAAAGUAGUUUCUUCUGCCUCUUCUUUUGAUGGUAAACUUUCUGUACUGCCUGGAUUCUCAAGAAUCCAGGGUCAGAUUGUCACUUCAGCAGAUAAUCACUUGGAACCAUCUUUUCAAAGCCUGCAGUUGUUGGAAUGUCAGAAGCAGCAUGUACCUUCAUCCGGACAUACAGAAGGGAUCUAUGAGAGUUAGGCUCAUGUCUUAACUUCAGUCUUGUGUCAGAUGGAGCAGCAAGUUUAGUUUCUCUCAGCUUCAGCUUCCCAUUCAAGAAAUGGGAACAACAAUGUACUUCCCGGAGUUACUGUAAGAAUGAAGUAAAACACAGCUAGCAGACCACUUUUAAAAUUUAAAAGUGCUAUAUAAUUCCUAUUGCAAGAGUUACACACCAACACUUAUUAUUCCAGCUUGCUCGUACUACUUGUUGCCUCUUUGCAUGCUUGCUUUCUUCUCUUUCCAGAAAACAUGGGGUCACCUUCCCUAUAGGGCAAGGUAAAGUGAAUAACUAUUGGGGGAGGGAAAUCCAAGUCAGGGUUUCCCAUUGACCACCCCCAUGGGUCAGAUAUUGGGUGGAAAUAAAACACAUCAGAAAAAUAAGUAAGAAAUGCUUCUUGUAGAAGAUUAUUAUUUACAAUUUACUGCUAAAUUUAUGUAGCAGACUGUGAACACCACAUUAAAAUAAAAUUCUCUUGCUUGUUUAAAAGGGGGAUUCCCAGUUUGUUGCCAAAAAAAGCAGCAGCAGAGUUUGCCACCAUGUUUGGCAGAUUUAGUUGGUGGGGGCAUGUAGUCCAACCUGAGUAGGGGAAUGAAGGAUAUAGGGGAGGAAAUAUCAAGACAGCAUGAGUCUAAAAGUUGACAGUUGCCAGAACCAGCACGUACUCUUAAAAGAUACAAGGCUUCUCUGAGUCUGUAUACAUGAGUUCAUACAAAAGCUGUAACUAUCAGAAUCUUUGCACUGGGUGCAAAGACUAAAGGCAAUCACAAAGAGUAGCCCCUUUGUCUUCAAGGCACACCUACCUCUACUCCAUAAAAUUCUGCUUCCUGUUCCCUCUCCUGCCAGCAGGAGAUUGAGGCAGCGGAGUUUGUUUAGAUUUCUAUCCUGCCCUCCUCUUUUAUCAUGAAUGGUUGGAAGGAGCAGCAGACCAUGAUCUGAGCAACAAGAGAACCUUACUUUGACCCUAGAUCAUUGGUAGUUGGUGGAACCAAAGAGAAAGUAGCUUCCUGCCACAAAAUAUCUGUGGUUCUGAUCUGAAAGGUAUGUAUUUGCAUAGCUUUACAGCUCCCUCCCCCCGCGGUAGAUGACACAGAAACUAAGUACAUGAGCAUAGCCUUUUCUUUUCAAUUUUCUUUCACCUCCUUAUCACCACUGGUUCUGCAGGUAUGUCAGCUGUAGAUAGGCAGGCAGAAAUGUGUAGAAAUGUACACAAAAAUGACAUAUUAAAAUACAUUUGGACUGGACCAUCUGUGUUGCUGCUUCCAGGCCUUUUCUAAAUAAGAGCUUUGCAGCUUUACAAGUGUUCAGAUUUGACUUUCUUCUUGUUGAUGCCAAAGCUAUAAUUGAAAGUCCAGUUCUGUCUUUCAGAUUCACUUUAACAGAUGUCUCGCAGUCCUAUGAAUGUGGAGGGAAUGAUGUGUUUGUGUGUGUGCUUGUGAAGGAGAUGAGGUCUGCACUGCUAAGAGGCAGCUCCAGAUGCAGUAUGUGAGGGCAUUCAAUUCCCUAAGCACCCCUCUUUUUGAAAUCAAAGAGCUCUUUACUUAAUGACCCUGCCUAGUACUCUGUGUUUGAAAUGGCUUCUCUUCAGCCUGAGCAUGCAGCAAACUAGCAAAAGGAACUACAUUCCCAUGCCAGAGAUGCUAGCAUGAUUCAAGACACUCUGUAGUAAUGCAAUAUAACAUGGUAUAGCAGGGUGGAUUUGAUUUAAAUUAUGAUUUUUUUGUAAAAAUUAAUUUUUAACAAUUUAAAUAAAAAUAUUUUUA